This is a messenger RNA of Homalodisca vitripennis (glassy-winged sharpshooter), 1276 nucleotides long. RefSeq lists its product as uncharacterized. Bases 148 to 1113 code for a protein of 321 amino acids. Lineage: Eukaryota; Metazoa; Arthropoda; Insecta; Hemiptera; Cicadellidae. The record is from RefSeq and is a predicted model, not a curated record. The transcript has 2 exons.
CGUGUGGAAUAGACGUAAAUAAUUCAUAGUAUAUUAUCAGUGAGUCUGAGUCAAAGUUCAAACAAUCAGUUGAUAAGUAUAAUUGUGGAAAUCCAAACAGUUUCGAGUUCAGUGUUUUGUUAAUACAGUGGGUUUCUGUCUCACAUCAUGCGACCUAUAGGUGAAAUUGUGUGUUUUCUGGUGGUUCUAACUUCUUGUUACAGCCAAUGGUUGGUGUUUGCACCACUGGAAGACACCUCAGAACUGGAAGAGCCGGACCCAUGGGUAGCUCUGAUGAAGCCUGAACUUCCCAACACACUCGUACUCUCGAACCCUCUAGACUACGACCAGCCCGAACUCGAAGAACCCGUUCAGGACCCUACGACAUCCUCAACAUUGGAAAACCUUGCUGAAAAAGUGGACAACUUGAUGUCUCAACUGAAAUCGCAAGAAGAUAAAAUUGCCAAGCUCGAAGAAGCCAAUAAGAAGCUCAUCGAUAAAGUGGAUAUUAUUGAACAACAAGUGAAGACGAACAACUUGAUAUUCUACAAUGUGACCGAGAACAAGAGAGAGAAUCACAGAUCCACUCUACAGAAGGUUCUUUUCAUCCUGAACAGAGUUAUGAAAGUGCGGGCCAGCCCCUCCGACAUUACAGUUGCCCUUCGAGCAGACGUCGCUGACGACAACAACACCUUUUAUAAACACCGGGUAAUCGUUGUCAAGUUUGCCAACUUUGCCACCAGGAUGAAAGUGCUGGGAGCUCGUAGCAGGUUGAGUCACUCUAACAUUUGGGUGUCCCCUGAUUACAGUGAACAGGUGAGCAAGACACGGAGUCAGCUGCUUCCAUUCUUGAUUGACGCGAGGAUUCAAGGCCACAGCGCUUUCUUGUUGUACGACAAACUGGUAGUGGACGGUAUCAAAAAAACUUUGGUGGAACUCCAGGCAGAGGUGGAGGAGAGGACAAAACUAGUAGUGGAAGCCAUUAACAAGCAAUUUGAACCAGAGCCGGAGAUGGAUGAGGGGACAGAAGUGGAAGAGGAAGUCGUGGCUAGACUACCGGAGAAUCCUGAUGAUCAAGUUGAGGAGGUCUAUGUGGAUCCAGAGUUCCAGGACAACGAGUAUGAGGACGAAUAAAAUUGGAUAUAAAAUUUAACAUUAUAUCAUCUUUGCCUUAAUAAUUGUGCUUCAAGGACGACAUAUCAAAUUAUUAUAACAUAUUACAGUAUAAGUUACACUAGUUUGACAUUUUAUUGAAAUUGUAGUAUGUGAUUCUAGAAAAUAAAUAAUAUCUUAAAUA